UACGUGCGCGUUCUCGUCGGGGGGAAUUAGUACUGCGCAGUUCGGCUUCAGUUGCAGAGCGGAGUACGUGACAGAGAAUCUCGGCACCCCAGAUCAACUCAGUUUUGGCACAAAAUGGUUGCGAAACAGAUAAGCGUUUAGUCAACUGUUCCUGGAUCAGCGCACAGGGUCCAUACUAUUCGUUGCCUACUAGAAUUCCUAGCCAAUACGUCAUACUUCGUGCGCAUGCCCGUCUGUUCUGCUGUCCUCUCAAAGCUGUCAGUGACCGGAUAGAGCUGCUAAAGCCAAAGGAUAACGGUAACAACACUAUCAUCCCGAAUCGGAUCGAUUGUAAGCUUCGAUCUUUUACCCCACCUCUCAUUAAUGACUUAUGUACCAGGAAGGAGUGGUUUGACUUAAGUUGAUUUCCUCACCAUCGUGCAUGCAUUUGUUUCAUUUUCAACAGAGGCUGUCAGUGCAACGCUGUGCGGGAUAGUCAUAUGUUCCUCUGUAGCUUGGCAGCGAGCGCAGUAUUCUUGCACCGCCACCGGGUGAUAUUUUCGCAUUGAGAUCUACCGGGGCGUUCUGUAAUAAUGACGGCGAGAGAAUUCAAAACGGGCUUCUUGCAGCUUUGUCAAAAUCUGCAAGAUCCGCACCUGGUCGCGAAAUUUCAGCAGUUUUGCGGGGUGCGAGGGACCUUUCCUAGGAAAUCAAACGAAACAGUAGAACGGGAAGCUGAACAACUGCACAACGGCGACUGCACUAAUCACUGCCCGGGUGAAGGUGAAAACGUACAGGGGGACAUUGACGGUUGCAGGAAAGACGGCACCCGGCAGAGGAGAGGCACCACAGAGGGAAGUAGCCUAAAACAGGAUGACUGUGUUAACGGCCUACUUAACGGAGCAGCAGCGCUGAUCACCAGCACCAGCGAGACAGAGGGGAACAGCGUGAGCAGUCGCCUAGAUCGUGCCAGAGAUGGCGGUGAUGCACGAGAGAGCCACCCGGAAGGCAGCCCGGAGAAUGGGCGCGAGACGACGUGCCACCCGUCUGAACUGUGCGGCAGCGCGGACGAGAGUGCCAGGGGCAGAGUCAAGCCCUUGCGGAAGAACUCUCUAACAGGUGACGGCGGGCAGGAGUUCAUCAUCGAGAACAAAUUUCUCUUCUACCUGUUCACCUUCGGAACCGAGCUGGGCAACGAGAUGUUCUUCAUCGUUUUCUUUCCCUUCUUGAUGUGGAACGUGGACGCCUACGUAAGCCGGCGGCUCAUCGUGGUUUGGGUUUGGGUCUUGUUUCUGGGCCAGUCCACGAAAGACCUCAUCCGCUGGACCAGGCCGGCCUCUCCGCCCGUGGUCAAAGUGGAAGUGUUCUACAACUCGGAGUACAGCAUGCCCUCCACCCACGCGAUGUCCGGGACCGCUAUCCCAUUCGCGCUGUUUAUGCUGACAUACGGCCGGUGGGAGUAUCCCUUCAUCGUUGGCCUGGGUAUUGCUCUGUCCUGGAGUAUCCUGGUGUGUGUUAGCAGAGUCUACAUGGGAAUGCACUCUGUUUUGGAGGUCAUCGCCGGGUUCCUGUACAGCGUUCUCAUCCUGGUGGUGAUUCAGCCGCUGCUGGACCCCAUCGACAGCUUCUACCUGACGUCCCCCUCCGCCCCACUGGUCAUUGUCAUCACUCAUGUGGCCCUGGGCUUGCUGGCGUUCACCCUGGACUCCUGGAGCACGUCCCGUGGUGACACUGCCCAGGCCUUGGGCACGGGUGCAGGGGCCGCCCUGGCCUCCCACCUCAACCACCUGCUGGGCCUGGCGCCAGACCCGCCUUUGUCCAGCCUGCCCUUUCCCCUGCAGCCUCUGACCGCCGCCCUCGUGGGCCGGGCCCUGCUGAGGCUGGCAGUGGGCGUGGCGGUGCUGCUGGCCACGCGCGCCGCCAUGAAGGCCCUGACCAUCCCGCUGGUGUGCCGUGCGGUGGGCGUGGCCUGUGAUGACGUGCGGCGGGCGCGGCAGCACAUGGAGGUGGAGCUCCCCUACCGCUACAUUGUCUACGGCACCGUGGGCUUCAGCUGCGUCUUCCUGGUGCCCCUCCUCUUCAGCUGCCUCAACCUGUCCUGAGGACCACCUCCCUAUGACGCGCCCUCUAGCCCAGUCCCGCCCCCAGGUCUCUGCCCCUUUCCUUGCCAUUUGGAUCAGAAUGCAUUGAUUCCUAAACCUGAAGGGAAAGUACGGUGGACUGGGGGGGGACCACUGGGACAAACAAGAAAGUGGCCAAUCAAAUCACGCCAUGCCAUCAUCACUUUGUGCUUCAAAUUUUUUGUUUUGUUUUGCUUUAUUAAUUACCAAUGGUUGUCAUUCCGCUGCCUCUCCUAAAAACACCAGAUUCGGGAUUCUUGAACCUUCAGAGCCACCCCCCCCCCACCCUACUCCACUGACCCCUGAUAUCCCACCUGCAGCAGCAGGUCAGGGGUUCUUUGACGUGACAAGCUCGACAUACACCUAUUGUUAUGCAGACUUUUUCGUGCCAUGUAGUGGGGUAUGGCUUCUUUCGCGUCAAGUCACGUUUGAGGUCUGUUCGGGCCCUGGCUGCUUCUCCAUGGCUGCGUUCCUGCUCACCCCCACACACACCCUGCCCGAAGGCCACAGCACACCCAUUGUUUGUCCCUCGAACAACAACAGGCCUGCUUCCCACACUUUGUACCCCUCAUUUUCAAAUCUUCUUUGUAAUCUGUUCCUACCUUGAAAGCCAUCCAAGCAACUCUGUGUUUCCCUGAGGGCCCUGAGGGUAUUUUGCUGGCAGGUUCUGUUGAUUGUGAAAGGUGAAAAGAACUGUGAAUGGGCAUGUGUGGUUUUGAGGGCAUCAACCCAAAGGGCAGACAUGCCCCCAACCCUUUCUGUUCAAUCAAAGGCCUCGCCCUGUACAUACAACAGUCCACAGCAGGGGAUGCCAUGGCGUAGAGUAGACACCCAGUCAUGCGAUCUUAUUUUAAAUCCAGAAUAAAGCAGGUGAAGAAACUACAGCAGCUUCCAUCAACAUUAAUCAAAACAGGCAAUUGGUUAUUCCGUAAAAAUUUUUUUCUUUAUUUUUGCCUUUUCCAUAUUUUUACAUGAAUGAUGUCAGAGUGGCCCCUAAAUCAGUUUCACAGACAUGCCAGCACGCAUCUGAUGGGACACUAAAGCACAAAAAAGCGUAUAGAUUUGUCAGCUUUUUAACACAAGUAUGCCACUCGAGUAUGCAUCAGAUAUGCUGCACUGCGUCUUGUAUAGUGCAGAGCAUUACUUCCUGUA
This is a messenger RNA of Megalops cyprinoides (Indo-Pacific tarpon), 3251 nucleotides long. Its product is annotated as sphingosine-1-phosphate phosphatase 1. Gene Ontology annotation, molecular function: sphingosine-1-phosphate phosphatase activity. Gene Ontology annotation, biological process: sphingosine metabolic process; phospholipid dephosphorylation. Bases 573 to 2081 code for a protein of 502 amino acids. Gene Ontology annotation, cellular component: endoplasmic reticulum membrane. The record is from RefSeq and is a predicted model, not a curated record. Lineage: Eukaryota; Metazoa; Chordata; Actinopteri; Elopiformes; Megalopidae. The transcript is spliced from 3 exons.